This is a messenger RNA of Saccoglossus kowalevskii, 4285 nucleotides long. RefSeq names its product cilia- and flagella-associated protein 61-like. The record is from RefSeq and is a predicted model, not a curated record. Lineage: Eukaryota; Metazoa; Hemichordata; Enteropneusta; Harrimaniidae.
GAAGAGCCUCCAACAUGGCGGGUGUGUUUUGAUGAGCUCGAGCUUGCGAAAAAAGUUAUUAACUCGGCUUAUAGUGUAACAAUUUACUGUACAUCGUUCUACACAGCAAAGUAAAUAUGACGACCCUAGUUUCGUCAGAUGGCCCUGCUGAGGUUAUCAAUGCAAGGAGGACUGAAUCAUUGGAUGCACCAAAUAUUCUAAGAUUGGUUUCACAUGCUACAGAACAGCUAUUUGGACUUGUCAACGUUGUACACCUCAUUGAGAAGGCGGUUCUUGCUGUAACCUUGCACAAUGACCAUGAUGAAGUCUUGGCACAUGCCGCUUUCUUUGACUUCCCAAAUGUGACAGAUGUGGAUCCAGCUAAAUGGGAGCAGUGGAUGAACCAGUACUAUGACUGUGAGGAUAGUACUCCACUGAAUAGUGCCUUUAUGCACUACUUUGUCUCUAAGCAGGAAUUCUCACGUGGAAGCGCAAGAGAAAUCAUCAGAACUGCUUUCAAUGCUGUACCAGACCUCCACUUUAUAUAUCUAGUUGUACCACAGGGUGUCUACCCAGAAUCCUCUUUGUCUGAUAUUUUCAAACCACUGGAUAAGAAGAGCAAUGCUGGCACCUUAGAAAAAUGCGCAAUCUUUGUAUGUUACCGUCAUGAUCACUGCCCUGUGCUGUUUGUGAGAAAAGCACGUGUUGAGGAUCAUGAUGAUCUGACUCCAAUAUUUAACAGACAGAGUGAUAUGCUAUCUAAAACGUAUGGUGACUAUUUCCUAGCUGAGUUGAUUGAAGCUCAAGAUGAUAAUAACCAUGCUCUUGUUACAGAGAAUGAUGGUACAGCUAUAGGAUUCAUGAGUAUCUGUGGUGAAGUGAGCAACUUAGAGCUUUUAAACGACUGUUUCGAAUUGGCUCCUUUCCAUGGUUUACGUAAACCACAUCCAGAUGAUAUACUGGAAGACCCGAGGGAACAAACACCACCACCACCCUCUGCUCCCUCUCCAGUUGGAGCUGUGAUUACCGAAGACCGACCAGGUACCCAAGAUACAACUAAAUCUGACAGGGUAGGCUCUGCUGGUUCAAGGAAAGAUGAAGACCUUGAUGAGUUAGAGGAAGGGGAUGGAGGUGCUGGCAAAACACCAAGUGUGAAAGGAACACCAUUACCACAGCAAGCCACACCACAGUCACAACCACCAGCAUCCAGAGAGGCUGCUAGUGAAAGUGAAGUGAAAAUCAAACGAAAACUUAGUGAUAUACAAAUGGGAGGAAGUUGUAGUUCCUUACAAAGUGAAGGUAGUCGCCCAGAGUCCGCCAAGUCUGGUGCUUCUUCCAAGGUGUCUGGCUCAGUAAAAUCACCAGUACAGGAAGAAUUUGAGGAAGAGCCGCCAGCCCCUGAAAGAACACCAACUCCACAGUUACCAGAUCGAAAAAUGAGAACGACGUUCAAAUCAGUUUACAAUGGACCUAGUAAUUGUUUCUGUAUACAGCUAUUCUGUAUUGAUGAACGCUAUGAAAUGAGGUCUCUAGAUUUCCUACCCAUGGCUUUUGAUCUUUUCCCAGACAGAGACUUCUGUGUUGUCACCAUGCCACACCUUGUUCCCGAAUUCCCAAUGCUGCAAAGUUUUGUGAGGGUAACACCCAGAUGUCCUAGUACUCUCGCGCAGGAAUUGUAUGUAUUCAACAGAUCGGGAUUACUUCAAAAUUUUUUGGUACGACCUGUGUGUACGAGUGACAUGGACUCUAUCCAGAAUGUUAUUAAGAGCCUACACCAUCACGAUAACUUAAUUGCCGAUCUCAAGCAGUACAACAUUGCGAGACGAGAUGUUAAUGGCACACCAAUCCAAGCAUUUGUUGCCUGCUGCCUAAAACAGAUAGUCGGGGUGGCCGUGACAAGACAAGAAGAAGACAUUGAAUACAUUCGUUCACAUUACAAUAUUGAAGACUUCAUCUACUUUAACCAUCACAGAAGACAUGAACACGGACAUUUACACCACUUUGCACUGAAUCCAAUAUUUCAACAUUAUUCGAAACACUUCAUGAAGGAGAUUCUGAGGCAGUCGCAUCAUUCAUGUCUCUACUAUCCCGUGUAUCCACCGUACUCCACAGACGAGACUAUUCAGCAUCAUUCCUUGGUGUCAGCCUUGAAUUUCAUGGUUCCCGUGAGAGCAAGGCGACAGAUCAUCUAUCCAUUGGAAGAUCUAGGAGAAAAUGCACCCUCAGAAAGGGUGUCCAAAGAAGAGGAGAGGUAUGCACUGAAUCAUAUCAAUCGUAAACUCACUCUGGAACCUAAAGUGACAGUGAAUGCUAGAAUUGUUGUGGUUGGAGCCUCAGAUGUUGGUAUAUCAUUUUUAGAAACAUUAACUUUCUGUCCACAUCUAAGAUUUAAUAAUCUGACUUUGAUAUCACCAAAUGGUUUACCAGGAGAGCUUCCUCCAGAUGACAUCAGAGAUAACUUCUUAUCCAGCAGUCUGUGUUAUAUGCAGCAUGAAUUGUCACAGAUAUCAUUGAGAACAUGGGUUAAUGUUGUCUGUGCUAAGAUGGUUGCUAUCAACAGAAGCAGCAAGUAUGUGGUCGUCACCGGUGGAGCUAAAGUACCCUAUGAUCAUCUCAUUCUAUGUACAGGUCAACAGUAUCAGAUAAGUGCACCGACUGAAGCUAAUAUUGAUGAUUUAGUGACCAAUGAAGAAGUACCAAACAACCCUAAUAGGCAUUACACAGGGGUUGUACCCAGUAAUGUGUUCACUAUUAAUGACGAAUAUGAUGCUUUCCAGGCUAAAGUGUGGAUCUCCAAAAAUUUACUUGAUACAGAAGGGAAAGUACUGAUAUAUGGCCACACAUUGGAUGUCUACACCACUAUUCAAACCUUACUGAUGAUGGGAAUACCUGGUGAACGUAUCAUCAUGGUGCAACCACCGCUGAACUACCAACCAACGUGUUUCAACAAUUCUACAAUUGACAAAGCUAUAACCAAUGCAUUGAAACACAGUGGGGUACAGAUCCAUACUGGUUACUACCUGGCUGAGUGGAGUGACUGCAUGGGUGGAGAGGGUGAUGAAGUCCACUGUGCUUCAUUUACCUCUGAUACUAAACCCAUUAAGUUAGAAUGCUCUGUGUUCUUGUGUUACAAUAGGAAAGGUGUUGACUAUGAAGCAUUUAAAGCUAUAAAUGAUAGUUGUCUUGUGUAUGAUGGUAAACUGGUGAUAGACGCUAAUUUCCAUACUAACGAUCUGUCCAUCAGAGGUGCAGGGCCACUCACCAAAUUCCAACGUAAAUACCAUGCUGAUCAGUGGACCCACAGUAACUUCAAUUCCAAGGAGGUGGGAUUUUUAUUAGCAUCAACCAUGUUGAGACUGUUUGAUCCCACUAUAGAAAAUGACAUUGUUCCACCAGAGGAACCUCAUAACCUGAUACCCAUGUAUCGUAGUGCUAAAGUACAGAGUGGGUUCCUACCUGGUGAUUAUUACUACCUAGACUAUGGUAAACCUAGUCUUAAGCAAUCAUUGGAUGCUCUCAUGGCACAACAAGACUAUGGUGAGGAACUGAUCACUGGUCAUCCAGACAAGGAUGGUUCAGAAUAUUUCAGAAUUCAUGUUAAUCAGUACAGUCAAUUAGAAACUGUCACUUGUUUGUCUAAAAAGCCAAUUGACACUGGUAACCUCCUAUGUCUGUAUGGAUUACAUGAACGAUUCCUCAACAACAUGUUGUCCCGAUUUAAGGAAGGUCUGAUCAAAGACUUUUAUGAGUUUUUCAAAGAAACAUGGUGCUUGGCUGUGUUCCAUGAUAGAUUUGGUGACUUCAGACAAGAAAUUCGUGAACUUCUUAUUCAAAGACCAGCUGCUGACUUGCCAUCACUUGAAGAGAAAGUACGUCAAUUGAUAGAGCAGGAUUUACAGUUGGAGAAGAAAGACCGUAAAUACUUGAAUGAUGAAUUUGAAGAUGGUUCGUACCGGAAAGCAGUGGAGACUCGUUUGUUGAGUUUCUUGAGUUACAAUUACUACCAUCUGCCGAUGUACGCCAAACCCGGAAUGGUGUAAAUGGUGAUCAUCACAUCAUAGACACUAACCUUGGCUAGCCUUUGCAACAUCUCACAUAUGUAUGCAUAAACCUUUAAUCUGAUGUAAUUAUACCAUUUUGUACAUAGAGUAACUAUAUAAUAAUUGUUUGUGGAUAUUUGUAAUUUCUCUUCACUGUCCUGACUUUGUAUCAUGCGAAGUUAAUCAAGUUGUAUAACUGAAAAUGUAAAUUUCUGAGUCAGAUAUGAAUCUGGUAAUCUUUUAACUGCUACAUUUAUCCAUCCCAA